UUUAUUUAUUUGACCAAAAACAGAAUACAUAACCAAACAACAAUGGUCAGGGGCAAAUAAGAUAGGAUGAAGAAGAUAUUUCUGUGUUCUCUUGCCAAUCGACUAUAGUGCAUGGCGGUGCAGUCAAACUUUACACUAUUUAUAGUAUAAUUUUCCAUUUUUAGGUAUUCGUGAGUAAGGACUAUGCGAUGAGUCAUGGUUACACAACUUCUGAAAGUGCAUUACAUGGUCUCCAUGGUAACUUGAGAAGUGGGGCCAUCUUGAUCUGUGCAUGGGGCGAUAAAGGUGCUUGUGGGAGAGACGCAGACGGCGCUAUUUUCCAUGCACCAGCUUUUCCUCCAGAGAGGGUAGUUGAUACGUUGGGUGCUGGGGAUACCUUCAACGCUGGAGUUAUUUGGGCACUGAACAGAGGCAAACAACUUUCCGAUGCUUUGAAUAUUGGCUGUGAAAUUGCAGGAAAGAAGUGUGGAAUGUAUGGUUUUUAUGGUGUAGCUGAUAAAGUCAAUUUAAAAUAAAUAACCAUAAUUAUAAUCAACCCUCCAGUAAGAGUUAACUCAUACUACUGUGGGCCUUCCAAACAAACUUCAGUAUAUAGUUAACCCCAUUUGCCACUCUGGAUUGGAUUUUUAAAAACCAAUAGCCCUCAAUGUGAUCGGCAAUUGUAUUUCUAAUUAGCUGCAUCUUGCAAUUUCUCCCGAAGGCUGUGUACUGCCCCCUUCUCUUUUCCGUGUACACAAAUUAUUUUAAAUGGCAAAUGUUGACCACAAUGUUGAAUAAUUAUUUACGCUGACGACAAGCAUUACUGACUUGAAAGUGAUACGGAAACAUCUAGGAAAAUUGUGUUCGAAAGUGAUAGUGUGAUAGAAAUGUAGGCCUAAUACUGUACUGAGUAACAAUAGCCCUGGAACCGUAAUAUAUUAUAAGCUAAAUUGGAAAUCUAUGCAGAAAACAUUUUUAAGAAGGCAAAACAAUAUUAUUCUUCCAUAGAAAUCUGAAAUCAUAAUUUUCAUGACUAUUAUUUUAAGCAUGUUGUGUAAUGAUUUUACUGUUUGGUUUGCCAAAGUAUCGGACUGCAAUGAAAAUGUUAUUGUUGAGUAAUUCAACAUGUACGCAAGAUUAUUAAAUGUAAUAUUUUAAGUUGAACAGGCAUUUGGCCGCU
Anneissia japonica is the source of this 1159-nucleotide messenger RNA. Its product is annotated as ketohexokinase-like. The record is from RefSeq and is a predicted model, not a curated record. The transcript has 2 exons. NCBI's taxonomy places the organism in Eukaryota, Metazoa, Echinodermata, Crinoidea, Comatulida, Comatulidae. The coding region runs from base 189 to 515 and encodes 108 amino acids. Gene Ontology annotation, molecular function: kinase activity.